Molecule: messenger RNA, 1409 nt
Organism: Rhagoletis pomonella (apple maggot)
Lineage: Eukaryota; Metazoa; Arthropoda; Insecta; Diptera; Tephritidae
Exons: 2
Coding region: 349-1041 (230 amino acids)
Source: RefSeq, a predicted model, not a curated record
GUAGUUUUCAUGUCACUCUGUUGCGUGCUAAAAUCUAUCAACACAGUUGCUGAUGUGCACAACUAACAACUGUUUUACUUCAAUAGAGUUUGCCAGCCGUUAUUGAAACAAAAAGUUAUUCAGUGUAAAAACUAAAAAAGCAAUGCCGAAGUCUAAAAUUACCAAGAGUUUAAAAAUUCACACUCUGAUUCCCGAGUUUGGUUCGGAUGUAUUUUGUACUGAUGGGACCGUUUUAUUUUGCAAUAUUUGUUCAGUAAAAGUUAAUCACGAAAAAAAAUAUUAUAUACAGCAGCAUAUUAAAAGUGAAAAACAUAUAAAAGGAUUAUAAAUAAAGAAAAACAGACCCAAAUGAUAGCACCAUUUGUGGAAAAGAAUGUAUUUUACGCAGAUAUUACUAAAAUGAUGAUUGCAUGCGGAAUUCCACUUUAUAAAUUGAAGAGUGUGGAAUUCAAAUCAUUCUUUGAAAAAUACGUUCAGGAAUCCCUUCCCGAUGAAUCAACUCUUAGAAAAAAUUACGUGAAGGAUUGUUACGAGUCCGUUUUGCAGAAAAUUCGUUUAGAAAUAGGAGAAAGCCCCAUCUUUGUGUCCAUCGAUGAAACUACAGAUAAGGCAGGCCGCAGUGUAACCAACGUUAUUGUUGGACCGUUGCGUGAAAGCGGACGCGGCUAUCUCUUGACGGUGGAGGUGUUGGAUAAGGUGAACUCAUCAACAAUCGCAACAUUGUUUGACGAUUCUAUGCACAUUUUAUGGCCAAUAGGAUUCCAACGUGAAAAAGUGUCGGUAUUUGUGACUGAUGCAGCACCCUACAUGAAGAAAAGUGCGUUAUCAUUGAAGCUGCUUUAUCCUAAUAUGAUUCAUAUCACCUGCGUCGCACAUGGCGUACACCGGGUCUGCGAAUCUCUACGCUCGAAGUACUCAGAUGUUGACGUCUUAAUUUCAAACUUAAAAAAAGUUUUCUUGAAAAGCCCAUUCAGGGUGGCAGUUUUCAAAGAAAUGGAACCCAAUCUUCCUCUGCCUCCUCAGCCGGUGAUAACUCGAUGAGGCACAUGGCUAAUUGCAGCCGUAUAUUAUGCCGAAAACUAUGAUUCCAUCAAAAGAAUAAUUGACCAAAUAACGGACGAUGCAGCAUGUGUCAGUUUCUCGAAGCAAUUGUUGAGCAAAAAAUCGGUUCAGGGGAAUUUGAUAUAUAUAAAAUGCAAUUUUGGUUUUCUUUUAGAGGAAAAAGUUUUCGAACGUCUACAGAAAACAGGUUGUGGAAAAACCAAAUUCUCAGUAAAAAAUUAAUAAUUCACAUACACUUUUUAUGUAAUUGUAGGAACUCCAGUUGGUGAGGUAUUAAAUAUUUUGGAUAACAUUGAGAAGCGGCUUAUAGAAGCGCAGGGACCUAUUGCCAAAUUGGUGUUGGAAAA